AUGGCCUUGGUUCUGCAGCUGCUGGCUCUGCUGCUCCCCAGGGCACAGGGGGACAAAGCAGGUUCCCUGGACGGCCGCCCUGGUGAUCGCGUGAAUCUCUCCUGCGCGGGGGUCUCACACCCAGUCCGCUGGGCUUGGGCACCUAGCUUCCCCGCCUGCAGGGGCCUGUCCAAAGGACGCCGCCCAAUCCUCUGGGCCUCUUCCGGCGGGAUCCCCACGGUGCCUGCACUCCAGCCCUUUGCCGGCCGCCUACGCUCCCUGGAUCCCGGGAUCCGGUGGCUGGAGCUGCUCUUGAGCACAGGGGACUCGGGCACUUUUUUCUGCAAGGGCCACCACAAGGACGAGAGCCGCACGGUGCUUCAUGUGCUGGGGGACAGUGCCAACUGCAGGGCCCAGGGGCCUACGCACGGGUCCGUGUAUCCCCAGCUCCUGUUUCCGUUGCUGGGCGCUGGGCUGCUGCUGGGACUGGCAGCGUUGGGCGUGGUCUGGUGGCGGCGCCGGCGCUCGCCCCCGCAUCCGCCUCGACCACUCCCCAGUUUUGCUCCACUCGUGAAAGUGGAACCCCAGAGUCCAGUAAAGCAGGAGGAGGAGGAGCCCACCAGCCCAGGGGACCUGGACCAGGAGCCGAGCCUGCUCUACGCCGACCUGGACCACUCGGCCCUCAGGAGGCCCCGCUGGCUGUCCACAACGGUCCCUGGGGAUGCCUCCACCGUGUAUGCAGUUGUGGUUUGA
Messenger RNA from Lepus europaeus (European hare), 732 nucleotides. It is a transcript of the gene MPIG6B, whose product is annotated as megakaryocyte and platelet inhibitory receptor G6b. The transcript is spliced from 6 exons. Bases 1 to 732 code for a protein of 243 amino acids. Gene Ontology annotation, cellular component: plasma membrane. The record is from RefSeq and is a predicted model, not a curated record. Gene Ontology annotation, biological process: integrin-mediated signaling pathway; blood coagulation; megakaryocyte development. NCBI's taxonomy places the organism in Eukaryota, Metazoa, Chordata, Mammalia, Lagomorpha, Leporidae.